This is a messenger RNA of Doryrhamphus excisus (bluestripe pipefish), 2691 nucleotides long. The record is from RefSeq and is a predicted model, not a curated record. NCBI's taxonomy places the organism in Eukaryota, Metazoa, Chordata, Actinopteri, Syngnathiformes, Syngnathidae.
AAAGCUGUCAAUGGCCGUGCUUCACACUUUUCAUCCACAACAACUUCAGUUUUAAUAUAUGACUAUUCCACCGGUUGACUUAUUUUUACACUUGUAAGGCAGUCAAUAAUGUUGAAAUUCUGCUAUUUUUUUUGCCUAUAUGGUUAAUAACAGCACUAUUUCAUCGAAUAGUCAUUCAUUUUCCGUUAAAGUGAAAGUCCACCACUACCUCUUACAAGUGUUCAUUCAGAAGAGGUAUCAAUUGAAAUGUGACGUCAGACCCACUUUGAAUGAUUCUAUUGGACAAUAAUUUUCCUGAUUAGAUGACAGUAUUUUUAGUAAAGCGACAGUGGCUGUGACCUUGAAAGAAUCUUGACGUUGCUGGUGAUGACUGCAUCUGCUUCACAUAGACUGGAACUCACUCGGUGGACGAGCUCAUCUGACGAUUCUCGGUAGGGGGGUUCGGAAGACUAGCUUAAGGAUAAGUAGCCACGCGCAAAGCUGCAAUGCUCACAGAGAUAGCACAAUGUGUACGUAGACGUAGUAAAACUGUGCAUAUAAGUACUUGAAAGUCAUAACAUGUUUUCUUUAGAAGAUGAUAGCUAGACGAUCUCUAUCUCAUACACUUCCCCCUUUCUCUAAUGGAACGUCCCAAGUCGGGUUGGCGUGUUCCACAACCUCGCAGGGGGGCAGCUGCUCCCGUUCUCAGUCCGCCGGGAGACAAUGUGAUCAAGUACGUCUACGACUUUAUUACUUCUUUUUUUAAACCUCCGGCAAUGUUCGUGCUUUGACAAAACACAAACGGCGGCUUGAUUGACGGCUGGCUGGUGGGAAUGCUUCCCCGGACUCACAGGAAAGAUCAGAGAGUGCCGGUCUAUUGUGUCAGGAGCCACCAGGAGACAUGCACUGGACUCUGCUGCUGAUUGUGCUGCUGUGGGAUGGACUCGCUGCUGUCGAACCGAAGGCCACAAGAUGGCCGCUGUACUCCCAGAAGCCUCUGCUGCUAGCGUGGAACGCCCCCACGGAGGACUGUUUCCCUCGCCAUGGCAUCGCCCUUCAGGUGGACCAGUUUGAGAUCGUGGCCUCUCCCACCGAGGGCUUUGUCAAACAGAACCUGACCGUCUUCUACAAGGAGCGCAUGGGUUUGUACCCCUACUUUGAGCCAGACGGGACCCCCGUGAACGGGGGUCUUCCGCAGGUGUCCAGUCUUGCGCAACACCUGGAAAAGAUGCCGCUGGGGGUGAAGAAGUACAUACGAGAGCCGGACGCCAAAGGCCUGGCGGUUAUCGACUGGGAAGAGUGGCGCCCCCUGUGGAUACGCAACUGGGACGCCAAGGACAUUUACCGGAGACAUUCCCGAGAGCUGGUGCGCCAGAAGAACCCCACCUGGCCGGCCGAGCAGGUCUCCAAAGUGGCCCAGCAGGAGUUCGAGAUGUCGGCCAAGAAGUUCAUGCUGGAGACGCUGAGACGGGCCAAAAACCUGAGACCCCAGCAGCUGUGGGGGUUCUACCUGUUCCCGGACUGCUACAAUCACGACUACAGGCUCACGCUGGAGUACUACACGGGGCGCUGCCCCGACGUGGAAGUGGCGCGCAACGAGAAGCUCAAGUGGCUGUGGAACGAGAGCACGGCGCUCUUCCCGUCCAUCUACAUGGGCACCGUGCUGCGCUCCUCCGCCUCCGGGCGCCAGUUUGUCAGGAACCGAGUCAAGGAAGGGAUGCGCUUGGCGUCGUCGGGCGACGGCCUGGCUCGGCCCGUGUUUGUGUACACGCGGCCCACGUACAUCAACUCUUUGGAACAGCUGACGGAGACAGACCUGGUGUCCACCAUCGGCGAGAGCGUGGCUUUGGGAGCAGCAGGCAUCAUCCUGUGGGGAGACGCGGCCUACGCCAGCAACAAAACCACCUGCUCCGAGCUGGAUGCUUAUCUUCGGGGUCCUCUGGGCCAAUACCUCCUCAACGUCUCCACGGCAGCAGAGUUAUGCAGCCAGAGCUUGUGCACUUCUCACGGGCGCUGUCUGCGCCGCGACCCAGACGCCGAUGUUUACUUACACCUGAACCCCCUCACCCACAGCGUCCGGGCCAGCGCCGGCGGCAAGCUGAAGGUCACGGUCCAGCCCGACCAAGCUCACACCACCGAUUUCGGCGGCAGUUUCCGAUGCCAAUGUUACAGCGGUUUCGAGGGGGAACGCUGCGAGAAGCCGGACACUCGGUACCACAGUGGGGCGGCCUAUCGGGUGUCCGUGUCGACACUGCAGUGUGUGAUCUUGCUGCUCCUUUUUAUCGUUGUGCUGCCUUUGCUGUAGAAUCCCGAGGUCAAGGUGUGUUUCGAAUGCUGUAAAAAAAAAACACAACGUGAAUUUGCAACACUGCAAGUGGGUUAAAAGGUUAUUUUUGUAACUUUUUCACCUAACGAGGGCCUGCUGGAAUGAUCGUGUUUACAUUUUUGCUCUGUUUCCUGGUCUCCCCAAGGUGUCAGAUUCCCCGUUUCUCACAGCCAGGAUGUUUAUUGAGGGAAAUGUGACGAAUGAGUGCAUGGAUGUCGGUUGCCUAGCGAGAAGAACGAUUCAUAAGACGUGCCUGAUAUUUGUUUUUUUUUUUCCACAAUGAUCAGAAAAUUGGAAAAUAGAUUUUAUGAAAGCCGUGGCAGUAUUUAUUUGAAUGUAUUUUUUCUGUGCCUAAAACAUGACUACUACUUUACUACUCCUUAAAA